UCAAUACUCUGUGUCAAAACAUGGUCAAAAUAGCUGGCUGGCUUGCCCCAUUUGCCCCACCUAAGCCACUAUGAUUCUCUUCCCCUCUCUUCUUCAUCUCAAGUCAAAGCUCUCAUCUUUUUCUCUCGCUCCCACCCCUUCUUCUCCUUUGUUCUCUGGUUCUCCCUCUUCCCUCUCACUCUCCCCGCCCUCAUCCCUCCUCCUCAAUGUCUCCCUUCUUCUUCUUUUUCUUUGUUUCCCUCGCCUUCCCACUUUCUUCCCUCUCUGCAAACGACACCGCUCUUAAUGCUCCCUGCCCUCUUAACUUCACCGUCCUCAAUGUUGUCGCCGGCGGUGACCAGCCCUCUCUCGACUCCAGCACUUCCUGCGAUUUCUCCCGCUCCGCCAUCCAUCUCGUUCAGUCCGAUUACCUCCGUCGCACCGGCUUCUUCCUCCCGCCUCUCAACUCUUCCGAGACCUGCUGGGAUAAUUUCCAGAAGUUCAUCAAUCAAUACAUUCCCAACUUCAACGUUCGAACCGCUUGUGGCUUCCAAACAACCUGGAUCUCCCAGGGAUGCCAGAACAUCACCACUAAAGACUUCGUGUCUCGGGUUCCCGCCUCGGUUAUUCAGGAUGUCGGGCGGAAUUGCAAUCAGUCCCUCGAAAAUAACUCCCCCUGCGCCCUCUGUACUACGAGCUUGUCGAAUGUGCAACCUUAUGUGAAAGGAAAUUCGACCGGGAACGUCUCCGAUUGCACGGCCUAUCCCCCAAUUUACGCCGCCGCUUAUGCUAAUCAGGCUGGACCCGCCGACAGAGGCACUGCCCAGUGCGUGUUCCUUCUGAGCUUCAAGUCGCCGGCUUCCAAGGGUAAUAAACGAACGAUUGUUAUUGUGGCGGUUGUGAUUGUUUGCGUAUUGGCUUUGUUGCUGGUGAUUGCUGGGUUUUGGCUUCACCGGAGAUCGAAGGAGAAGGGCAAGAGGGGUAUUAGUAAAACUGAGGUGGUUGUCGUGUCUGGGUUGGAUUCUAUGAAGGAGAGCACCACUUUGAUUAGAUUUACAUUUGAUGACAUCAAGAAGGCAACCAGGAACUUCUCUAGGGAUAACAUAAUAGGUAGAGGAGGAUAUGGAAAUGUGUAUAAAGGGUUUCUCCCAGAUGGAACUGAAGUUGCAUUGAAAAGGUUCAAGAACUGUUCUGCUUCCGGAGAUGCAAGUUUCACUCAUGAAGUUGAGGUCAUUGCCAGCGUCAGGCAUGUAAAUUUAGUUGCUCUGAGAGGUUAUUGUACGGCCACAACCAAUUUAGAGGGUUACCAGAGGAUUAUCGUUUGUGAUUUGGUGAAGAAUGGGAGUCUCCACGAUCACUUAUUUGCUUCCACAGGAAAGAAACUCAGCUGGCCAGUCCGUCAGCAGAUUGCUCUGGGCACUGCAAGGGGAUUGGCUUAUUUACACUAUGGGGCUCAACCUUCCAUCAUCCAUAGGGACAUUAAAGCAAGUAAUAUCCUUCUGGAUGAGAAGUUUGAAGCCAAAGUAGCAGAUUUUGGACUUGCUAAGUUCAACCCUGAGGGAAUGACUCAUAUGAGCACGCGGGUAGCUGGAACGAUGGGCUACGUUGCACCAGAGUAUGCAUUGUAUGGACAGUUAACAGAAAGAAGUGAUGUCUUCAGUUACGGUGUUGUUCUUCUUGAGCUUUUGAGCGGGAAGAAGGCUCUUCAGAUGAACGAGGAUGGCCAACCCUCAUCUUUGAGUGACUUGGCCUGGUCAUUGGUUAGGGCAGGUAGAACUUUGGAUGUCAUUGAAGAUGGCAUGCCAGAACCGGGUUCGCCAGAAGUGCUUGAGAAGUAUGUGUUAAUAGCUGUUCUUUGUUCACACCCUCAGUUAUAUGCCAGGCCAACAAUGGAUCAGGUCGUGAAGAUGUUGGAGACUGAGCAAUCAGUGCCGUCAAUACCAGAACGGCCAAUUCCUCUCGUUGCCGGAAGGAUUGAUAUUGAGAGAUCUGCGGGCAGCUUUGGCGGCUCUGGUCAGCUCUCUAGUCCAACAGGUUAUCGAACAUUUGCAUAUGAAAGUGAAUGCCAUUCUUCUAAUUCAAAAGAGGAAGAAGGAAGUUCUGAUUCGAGAAUACCGAGUACAUAAUAUCUGAGAUGUUGAAUUGUUUUUCACUACUUAGUAUAGGCAUGAUUUGUUUGCAGAUUCAGAUUUGUAAA
Molecule: messenger RNA, 2176 nt
Organism: Neltuma alba
Lineage: Eukaryota; Viridiplantae; Streptophyta; Magnoliopsida; Fabales; Fabaceae
Product: probable LRR receptor-like serine/threonine-protein kinase RKF3
Biological process (GO): protein phosphorylation
Molecular function (GO): protein kinase activity; ATP binding
Source: RefSeq, a predicted model, not a curated record